Sipha flava (yellow sugarcane aphid) is the source of this 5793-nucleotide messenger RNA. RefSeq lists its product as uncharacterized. Bases 743 to 5716 code for a protein of 1657 amino acids. Lineage: Eukaryota; Metazoa; Arthropoda; Insecta; Hemiptera; Aphididae. Gene Ontology annotation, molecular function: poly(A) RNA polymerase activity; zinc ion binding; nucleic acid binding. The record is from RefSeq and is a predicted model, not a curated record. The transcript has 8 exons. Gene Ontology annotation, biological process: mitochondrial mRNA polyadenylation; mRNA 3'-end processing.
AACCGUAUCCACCCAUCACUUUUUUGGUCUUCCUCUUUCUCUUUUCUCUUCAACGUUCAUUUUCAUAACCACUUUUAAUAGGUACUUAUGUUUUCUCUCAUUUCAUCACAUGCCCAAACAAUCUCAGUCUAUUUUCUCUUAUUUUGUCCACUAUCGACGCUUCACCGAUAUUACCUCUCACAUAUUUGUUCCUUAUUCUAACUUUUUUGUAACUUCAUCCAUUACCACAAAAAACAAAUAGUACACCUACUCCUACAUUAAAAUAUUUUGCUACUCCAUACAUUCUCUUGACACUAGUAAUCGAGCCUUCAUACAUAUCCUUGAGACCUUUUUUCUCAUUAAUACCCACUUUAAAAUUUCUCUUAGCACUCUGUCAUACGCCUAUUCUAAAUCUAUAAACACCAUGCAUAGUUUUUUAUUUUUCCUAUGUGUUUGUAACUGAACCGUGGCGGUUGUAGUGGUGAUGGAACGUUAUCUGAUAACAGUGUUAGACUUUCAAUUUCCAAAUUAAAUCGUAGCUAAUAAACACGGAGAUUAAUCUGUGGUCUAGUUGUUCAAGUCUUGUUUUAUUGGAUUGUGGGCAUUAUUGCUUUAGUGAUUCGAUAAAUUAUAGAUAGUUACUUGCAUCAAACAGUUGUUCUAAAUUAUUGACGACACCAAUCCAAUGACGAGUGCUCAAUCCUGAUCCCCUAUGCUUCUUACUGCAGAACACGGACAGCUUUGAUCAAAACAUUUAUAACUCAUGGAAAAUACAGCAGGAACCAAUCAUUUGGUGGAACAUAGAAAACAAAAGAAGAAAAUUAUUUUUCAGAACGCCAAACCCAAUCAGGUAACUUCAAAAAUAGCCGAUAAUAACAGAAUUGAGCUAAAUAUGAUUAAAAACAAAUUAGAAAUUGAACCAUCUAAUGAAAAUAUAGUCAUUUCAAAAUCAAAAACUACACCUAUCUUGUGUAUUGAUACUACUCAAAAAUGUAAAUAUUCUAAAAGUUCAAAUUCUGUUCCAUCUAUGUACUUAGAAAAAAAUGAUCAAUCUAAAGUUAAUAAGCUUCCAUUUCAUAAUAUAAGUUCUGAUCAAAAUCUUAUCGAAAAUAAGAAAAAUCAUUGUGAAGAUAUUGUAGGCCAGGGAAAACUAAUUCAAUUUAAGUAUGAUGAAAAAAUAGAUUUGGUCAGUUGUCAUUUUUGUCAUUGUUUAUUUUCUCAUGAUAUUUCAAUAUUAACUAAACAUGCUUCUGAAUGCAAAAAAAAAAAUGAAGAAAAUAUGAAAUAUUUUUACAAAUUUAAAUGUUUGAUUUGUGACAAAUUAUUUAGAAAGUUAAAAGAUUGGAAGUCUCAUACGGUUAGUUAUUGUCAUAUGCAGAAAUGUAUGAUCAACAAUAAUUAUGUUUCAUAUGUUUGUCGUGGUUGUAAAUCUGUAUUUUUUGGAAACAAGGAAUGGAUUUUAAACCACUGCAAAAAUAUCCAUAAAGACUCAUCUAGAUUACCAUGCAUUUUUAAUUGCAUGAAAGACAUUUUUUAUGAUUUUAUAUUUGUUGAUCGUAAAAAUCUUAUAUCAUGGACAUUUUGUGCUCCCUGUAAAAAAUAUUCAUCUUCUACAAUUAAUUGUAAUCCACAAAACCACAUUCACAAAAAAACUAAACAUUUUAAGUGUGAUUCAUGUUCAAUAUAUUUUAUAUGUAGUCAAGAUAUAUAUAACUAUCAUUUGUUAUCAAGUGAACAUAUCAUGUUGGAUCGUUUAAGAGCUAAAUCCAAUGAAAAACUUGAAUCUAUAUGUAAUUUGAAACUGCCUCCAAUAAUUUUAAAUAGAUUUUCUAUUGAUAAUGAAAAAGCUACUUGUAAUGAUUGCAAGUUUCAAAUGUUUCCCAAUGAAAAAGCAAUAACUGUUCAUCUGGCUGAUGAAUGUAUUUAUAAAUCAAAUUUUGGCAGAAAAUAUUUAACAACAAUAAAAUUGUAUUUUUGUGCAGUUUGCGAUAUAACUGUAACAGAUUUUAAACAGUGGAAGGAACAUUUAAUUUUAUUUAGUCAUUUAAUAAAAUGUUAUGAUAAAAGUGAUCUAGUCUCGUAUACAUGUGAACUUUGUUCAUUACAUUGUUAUGGUAACUCACAUUAUGUAAGAGAACAUCAAGAUAUUCAUCCAAAUCAUUCUGAAAAUAAGCUCUCUAUGUUUAUGGCUUUUAACUUUCAACGUAUUAACAAAGAUGAGAAAAGCAAAGACUUUUACUAUUGUGAAGAUUGUGAAACAUAUGCUGAAGUGAAUUCUAAUUCAAAUCAUUGGAAUAAAAGUCACAAGACUAAAUUAAAGCGAAUAGUUUGUUAUCCUUGUAAAACUGAAUUUUUUUGUAUUGAAAAUGAUAAAUUAUUCAUCAAACAUGGAUUAUCAAGUGAACAUAUUAUUUUAAAAUAUGCUUCUGUCAAUAACCAACUUUUAGAACAAAAAACAUCACCAAUGUCUAAUUCUAAAAAAAUAGUUGCAUUACAAAAUGAAGAUCAAAAACCUUGUAUUUCUAAAAAUUCAUUGGAAAUAAUUGAAAAUCAAGCACAGAUUUAUUUCAAACCAUUUUUAAACUGGUUCACAUAUUUUGAAGAUGAAAUUAAAGUUGUUUGUAAAGAAUGUAAUGAUCCAGUUGACCUCACUGAGAUUGCUCUUCUUAAUCAUUUAUUGAUUUGUUACCAAGAUUCUAAUAAAAAUAUCUCAAAAAAAUGUAUAGAUAAUUUUGUAUGUUUAGAAUGCCAAUUUUACUCUAAUAACUAUGAUUUAUGGGAAAAACAUGCAAUUUCUCAUGUAAAAACAGAAAUGUAUUACUUACGCUCAUAUUUUUGUACAAGUUGUAAUACUUUACUAUAUGGAAAAAUUAAUGCUAUUGAAUUACAUUUAAAUAAUAAACAUAAGACAACCACUAUGAACAUGUCAUUAGAAACUUUGUUAAUAGAAAAACAAUUGUCAAGGGAAAAUAUUGCAUGUAAGGUUUAUGAUAUUUCAUGUUACUGUGAGCCAUGUAACAAAAUAUUUAAAGCAUCUGAUAAUUUUAAUCAUUUGAAUACAGAUAGUCAUGCAUCAGUUGCAUCAGAUCUUGUUGAAUUAUUUUAUUGCAAAUAUUGUGAAAUUGAAUUUUACUCUUCAAGCACUGUUUAUGAAAGACACAAAUGUACUCCUGAGCAUAUAAUGAUGAGUUUAGAAUACAGAAGAAAUGAAAUCAAAGAUGUUCCUAAACCUUAUAAACUUUAUGCUUAUUUAAUUAAAUUUGUUACAAAUGAAGAACUAUAUGAUGCAACACAAAACAUUGGUUUUUUUUGUUUCGUUUGUGAUUAUUUAUGUAUGGAUUUAUGUACAUGGAAAUUACACAUCAAUGAUAAAAAGCAUAUUAAUUCUUCCAAGAGUCUUUGCAUGGAUCAUUAUUGUAAAAUUUGCAAAACUUUAAUGUUUGGACAACGAAAACAUAUGUUUGAACAUUAUAGCAAUCGCUUUCAUUCAAUGCUAAGAGUAUUUAAAUCAUUAAAAUGUACCAAUGAUUUGAAAGUAAAUGAUUCUCUAUUGCAAAAAACUUCUGAAACAAAAUCUAUUUGUAACACAGAAACUACUUUUGGAGAUAUUCAAAAAAUAGGAAAUAAUAACUAUCAACUUGAAGAAUCUAAUAAUGAAAUUAAUUCAUUAUCUAUAAGGUUGAAUGAAUUAUCUUUAAAAAAACCUAAAGUUAACAUUGAUGAUAUAUAUCCAACAAUUAAAGCAAUAGAUGAAUAUUCUCAAGAAUCAAAUAUUCAAUAUGACACAAGUUUGAAGAUGGAUGAAUCAAAUAUUCAACAAGAUAGUAACACAUUUGGAGCAUCAAAUGAUCAUGUGAAUGAUGAAUCACAUGCAAUAGAUGCACUUCUUUUCAAAACUAACUCUAAACAAGAUAGUAAUACUCUUUUAAAAUCUAAUACUCAUAGUUAUUGUAAUUUUUUUGAUCAGAAAAUUAAAAUGUUAAAUGAUAUGCUUAAUCAAAACCAAGAAAUAACUCUACAGACUGUAAAUUAUUGUUUACCUUGUGAUCUUAUUACUUCAGUACAGACAAUUUGGGAUGAUCAUAUUUUAAAAUCCCAUUCAAAUAUUAUGGAUGGGAACAAAAGUGUGUUCUGUGAUAUUUGCAAUCUAAAUCAAAUUGGUCCAUCUGAUAAUUUAGAUGAACAUAAUAGAACAAUUGAACACAUAAAAAUGUCAGAUUUUAGAAAAUUAUGUUCUGCAAACAAUGUUAAAAAUGCUAUUGAAAUAAAAGAAAAUAAAGGUAAUACGGUUAUUAAUAAAUCAUCAAACGAUGCUAGACCUUUAACAACAGAUAAGCAAGUAAAAAUUAAUGGCAAACAUAUUGAAAAAGAAACAACUCAUCAAAAAAUAGUGUUUGAAAUUAAAGGAGCUAAAUCAAAAUAUAGGAGAAAUGGUUGGGUUGAACUAAAGAAAAUUUUUGCAGCUUACGGAUAUUUUGGUUUAUAUCCUAAACAGAACUCUGUUAUAAUCAUUUAUCGUAAAUUGUUUUCUGCUUAUGAAAUGAUAAAAGAUAAAGAAUUAUUAGAAGCGACGUAUGAAUUUACCAUUUCUGUUCAGAUUGAAGAGGAAAAAUUACCUGAAUUGAAUAGAAUAACAGAACAAGAGUUUGGAAAUAAAGAAAUACUCAUGAAAACUAUUAACAAACAACUUGAGGCAAUCAAUAAUGAAAUUUCCAAUCCUAAUAUGUUUCAAAGAUUAUUUAUGUUAAUAAAUGCAAUUCAUCGUUAUAGUGGUCAAUAUUUCUUAGGCAGUAAAACAUAUGCUUUCGGAUCGCGUAUGUCAGGUCUUGCUCUUAAAGAGAGUGAUGUGGAUUUGUAUUUUGAUAUUGCUAAUACUUUUCGUGGUCAGUUAAGUCAUGAUUUAAAUGCUCAAGAAGAUUUAGUACGCUAUUUUGGAAAAAUAUUUCGUUCUCAAAGUGAAUUUAAAAAUAUACAACUAAUAACUGCAGCUCGAGUGCCCAUUGUUAAAUUUCUGCAUACUCCAUCUGGUCUCCAUUGUGAUUUGUCUUUCAAAAGUGGUCUCAGUACACAUAACACUAAAUUAGUCAGGUUAUAUCUGACAUUGGAUAAACGAGUUCAUUGGAUUGUUUGUGCUGUUGUUAAACGUUGGGCAUUACAAAAUGAUUUAAAAAAUCAAAGUAUGUUUACUAGCUAUGCUUUAGUAUGGCUAGUUCUCUUUUACUUAAUGACUAUAGAUGUUGUGCCUCCUUUGAAAUUGCUUAGAAGUUACGCAAACUACUCAGAACAAUUAAGUGGAUCAGAUGUAAUGUUUAUAGAAGAUUGGGAUUGUACUUUUUGUACUCUUGAAAAAGCCAAACAAAUAUGGAUAGUACCUGAGAUUCCUUGUUGGGAUUUACUAUUUGGUUUCUUCAAAUUCUAUUCAGACUUCAAUAGACUUAAGCAAUUUGUUUUAUGUCCAGCUAUCGGUAAAGCUUUGCCUAAAGAAAUUUUUUACAAAGUCCCAGUUGAAAGUCCAGACCUAAUGGGAUUUAAUAAAAAAAGAAUUGGUAGACCUUAUAACUGGUCCAUGCGAUUAAAGGAAAAUUUUCACGGCGAAGGUCUUGCAGUACAAGAUCCUUUUGAUCUUUUUCAUAAUAUUACAAAAACCAUAGUACCUAAAAAGUUACAGGGAUUCUCUCAUUUGUGCACUAAAACUAUGGAAGUCAUGAAUAAUGGAAUUCAACCUUAUUAUGCAUAAGUAUUGAUAUAUUUUUCCUUUUUUAAGGUUGACACAUAUUUUAAAAUUAUUAGAUUUCGUUUUGUUAUAGUAAACAA